Molecule: messenger RNA, 2199 nt
Organism: Perca flavescens (yellow perch)
Lineage: Eukaryota; Metazoa; Chordata; Actinopteri; Perciformes; Percidae
Product: calglandulin
Exons: 5
Coding region: 1548-2015 (155 amino acids)
Cellular component (GO): myosin II complex
Molecular function (GO): calcium ion binding
Source: RefSeq, a predicted model, not a curated record
GUCACAGUUAAACAUAACCAAUUUCUCUGAAAUAUCACAAAAUUAUCAUAAAUGAUCUAUGUGCUGUUGUUUGUUGUCCCAGCAUGUACAAUACCUCAAACAAAUAGGUAGUGAGAUCAGCAAGAGACCUGAGAACUUACAUGGCUAUACAACAUUACAAGACAAUUCGGCUACACACAGCAAUAAUCACACAGAAAACUAGUCCUAUUAUUAAAAAAGUUGAAUGGUAAAAUCCCUCAUACAGUAAGAAUGAGUGUCUCUAACUUCAAUUCGUUUUUCAAACCAGCAAUCAAUAAAAAAAAGUAAAUGUGCAUAACACGCCAUUUACUUUGAAUAAAGCAUCCAUACGUAAGGGUUGGAACUCACAUAAACAAAUUGCUUUCAGUUGAGUGAUGAGUAAUUUAAUUGAUAAAUGCCUGAGACUGGUCAUCACAAUUAACUGAAGGUUGCAACCAAAGAUGUAGAAGCAGAAAGAAUACAUUAUUUCUGCAUUGCUUUGCCUGAUCAUAAACCAUUUUGCUUUGUAGAUAGGCCUUCACAAGCUCUCACUGCACCUGUAUGCAAACCAACCAACAACACUGCCUUUGCCUUUAAUAUUUAAUUUUUAAACCCUGUGGUGUAUCAAGUAAACUUUUUCCACUGAGUUGUAGGUCAGAAGGUAAUUUCAGCCAGUUAAAUUUACCAUAAUUUUCAUUCAUUCAUUUGUUCAUUCAUCCUUACAUAACAUUGAUCCAAACUUUAUUAUGUCUAAAAUAAACCAUCUUCUGUUAUGGCUAGUUUUGUCUUAAAUGACUUAUUUUGUGGCUCAAACUACAACCCAACGAUGAAAAUGUUAAACAUGAGUGUACAAAAAUAGAAUAUAGGACAGAACAAUAUAGUUUUUUAUUGAUUAACUUGCUGACUAUCAGAUCAUGUAAAUAUUAUGUACCAAUACCUUGAUGAAGUCGUUUCACUUGUAUGUAUCAUAUGAGUGUGGCAUUCAUAGCCCUUCCCCUUGCCUUGACUAACAAAUGGGACAUUCUUAAUGUUACCACUGCAAUGUUGGAAAUAACUUCUUAAGUGCCUCCUUAUUUGGUUGUCUGCUUUCAUGAGAGUCACUAGGGGCUGCACAGACACCUGCUAAUGGCUAACAGCAAGUUAAUUGCAGUUCCCAUAAGUGGACCAUGUGAUGUUGAGGUCAGAAAAUGCAUGUGAUAGUUUUCACAUUUUGUUAUCUUAUCUCUCUCCUGUUCUGUCUUGGUUACUUUGAGAACAGCAUCAUAUUUUAACUAAUUACAGGUUUACCAAACCAGUUAUCUUCCAAAAUUAUAUUCAAGUUUAACUAUGCUGUUUACCAUUUGUUAGUUGAGAUCAGUAACCAAAUGUUCCUCUUGGGUGAUUAGCAAAUCCUUCCUUUAAGCGCCAUAAAAGGCCACAAAGCAUGCUCCUCCAAACCCUGGGGAAAGAGCAUUAGAAGUGUAGUAAUGACUUGGCCAAGGCAUCCUCUCAUUCGACAGUAAGUGUUACCACAGUGUUUGUCCUCAGCCGUGUUUGGACUACCAGAAAAAAUGGCCAGCAAGUUAACACAAGAGCAGAUCACAGAAUACAAAGGAGUUUUCGAGAUGUUCGAUGAAGAGGGGAAUGGAGAUGUGAAGACACAGGAGCUGGAGAGGCUGAUGAGUUUAAUGGGGAUCAAUCCUACGAAGAGAGAGCUCAGCCAGAUGGCCAAAGAUGUGGACAAAGAUGGUAAAGGGAUAUUUAACUGUGACAGCUUCCUGGGUCUGAUGGCACUGUACCUAGAAAGAACCAAGAACCAGGAUGCUGAACUCCGAGCUGCUUUUAAAGUAUUUGACAAAGAGGCCAAAGGAUACAUCGACUGGAACACACUCAAAUAUGUACUGAUGAACGCAGGGGAACCACUCAAUGAGAUUGAGGCAGAGCAGAUGAUGAAGGAGGCAGAUAAAGAUGGAGACGGAACCAUUAAUUAUGAAGAAUUUGUGGCCAUGAUGACUGGGGACUCGUUCAAAAUGAGCUGAAGAUCUUGUGGAUAUUCUGCAGCUGUUGUGAACAUGUGUUACAAUUACAUACAAUUGUAAAAAAAAAUAAAAUAAAAGACAAGUAUAUUUGGUCUUCAACAUUUCUAGUUGUACAAAUGGAAAUGUGUGCAAUAACAUGCGAUUUGUGAAUAACAAAUCCAAUACAUUACAGUAAAAAUUGUGA